CGAGUCGUAUGUUUGAUGAAUGGAGCAGUGCUGCUGUCCAUUGCAAGUGUACUCAUGAUGUGCUGAGAUUUGUGUUUAAUAUCUAUAUCCAUGAGACCCAGUCGGGUAACGGGUCAUUUGGAAAUUAAAACAAUAACGUACUGGUGCUGAGAGAAGCCGCUCAUCAUCAUGUAUGCAGUGUAUCGUCAGGCUCAUCCACCCACUGCUGUGGAGCUUGCUGUUUAUUGCAACUUCAUCUCCAGCCAAGAGAAAAACCUGGUUGUAGCAGGAACAUCUCAGCUGUAUGUCUACAGGAUCAUUUAUGAUGUGGAGAGCACUUCAAAAUCAGAAAAGUCUUCAGAUGGCAAGAGUCGUAAAGAGAAGCUUGAGCAGGUGGCGUCUUUCUCUCUGUUUGGUAAUGUGAUGUCCAUGGCCAGCGUUCAGCUCGUGGGCACCAACAGAGAUGCUUUGCUCCUCAGCUUCCAAGAUGCUAAACUCUCAGUGGUGGAGUAUGAUCCAGGCACACAUGAUCUGAAGACUCUGUCGCUGCAUUAUUUUGAAGACCCAGAGCUGAGAGAUGGGUUUGUUCAGAAUGUGCACAUUCCUAUGGUGCGAGUGGACCCAGAGAACCGCUGUGCUGUGAUGCUGGUAUAUGGCACCCAGCUUGUGGUUCUGCCCUUCAGGAAGGACACGCUGACCGAUGAACAGGAGGGGAUUGUGGGAGAGGGGCAGAAAUCUAGUUUCCUACCCAGUUACAUCAUUGAUGUUCGUGAGUUGGAUGAGAAACUCCUGAACAUCAUUGAUAUGAAGUUCCUUCAUGGUUACUAUGAGCCCACACUGCUUAUUCUGUUUGAGCCCAACCAGACGUGGCCUGGGCGUGUAGCGGUGCGUCAGGACACGUGCAGUAUUGUGGCCAUCUCUCUAAAUAUCAUGCAGAAGGUUCAUCCGGUUAUCUGGUCUCUGAGUAACCUGCCCUUUGACUGCACUCAGGUCAUGGCUGUGCCCAAACCCAUCGGUGGAGUUGUAGUUUUCGCUGUGAAUUCUUUACUUUAUUUGAAUCAGAGUGUUCCACCCUUUGGAGUGUCACUCAACAGUCUGACCAACGGCACCACAGCUUUUCCCUUGAGGUCACAGGACGAGGUGAAGAUCACUCUGGACUGCUCUCAAGCAGCCUUCAUCACCUCUGAUAAGAUGGUCAUCUCACUCAAAGGAGGAGAAAUUUAUGUGUUGACACUCAUCACAGAUGGCAUGAGGAGUGUUCGGGCGUUCCACUUUGAUAAGGCUGCCGCCAGCGUCCUGUCCACCUGUAUGAUGACUUUGGAGGCAGGUUAUCUCUUCUUGGGCUCUCGACUGGGCAACUCACUGCUGCUCAAAUACACUGAGAAACUGCAAGAGACGCCAAUGGAUGAGGGCAAAGAGAAUGAAGAGAAAGAGAAACAGGAAGAGCCUCCGAAUAAAAUGAAGCGUGUGGAUUCCACAGCUAACUGGGCAGGUAAGGUGAAUCUACCUGAUGAACUGGAUGAGAUUGAGGUGUACGGGAGUGAGGCACAGUCAGGCACCCAGCUGGCCACAUAUUCAUUUGAGGUUUGUGACAGCAUAUUAAACAUAGGACCUUGUGCCAGUGCCUCAAUGGGAGAACCAGCCUUCCUGUCUGAAGAGUUUCAGAGUAAUCCUGAACCGGAUCUGGAAGUGGUUGUGUGCUCUGGAUACGGCAAGAACGGAGCUCUGUCUGUACUGCAGAAAAGCAUCAGACCACAGGUUGUCACAACGUUUGAACUUCCCGGCUGUCAUGACAUGUGGACAGUCAUAUAUUGUGAAGAGAAACCUGAAAAGUCUCUAACAGAAGGCGAUAGUGAGAGUCCUGAAGAGGAGAAACGAGAGCCUGCAGUGGAGGAUGACAAGAACAAACACGGCUUCCUAAUCCUCAGCAGAGAGGACUCCACCAUGAUCUUACAGACAGGACAGGAGAUCAUGGAGUUGGACACCAGUGGUUUUGCCACACAGGGCCCUACUGUAUAUGCAGGCAACAUUGGAGAUAAUAAAUACAUCAUUCAGGUGUCUCCCAUGGGCAUUAGACUGCUGGAGGGCGUGACACAGCUCCACUUUAUUCCCGUGGACCUAGGCUCUCCCAUAGUGCACUGUUCUGUGGCUGACCCUUAUGUGGUCAUCAUGACGGCAGAGGGAGUGGUCACUAUGUUUGUGCUGAAGAGUGACUCAUACAUGGGGAAGAACCACCGCCUGGCUCUACAGAAACCACAAAUACACACGCAAUCACGUGCUAUUACAUUAUGUGCAUAUCGUGACAUUAGUGGCAUGUUCACCACUGAGAACAAGGUCAAUUUCCUGGCCAAAGAGGAAACAGCAAUCCGAACCCUAUCAGAGACAGAGACAAUCAUCCACGACAUCAGUCAUGCGGUGGAUGAUGAGGAGGAGAUGCUGUAUGGGGAGUCAAACCCUCUAACUAGCCCCAGUAAAGAAGAGUCCAGCCGCAGUGGGACGGCAGCAAGCUCAGCUCAGACAGUAAGAGAGAGCGGUCAGAACCGACAGGAGCCGUCACACUGGUGCCUGCUGGUCAGAGAGAAUGGAGUCAUGGAGAUCUACCAGCUUCCUGACUGGCGCCUUGUUUUCCUGGUGAAGAAUUUUCCUGUCGGUCAGCGUGUUUUGGUCGACAGCUCUGCUAGCCAAUCAGCUACUCAAGGGGAGCUCAAAAAGGAGGAAGUGACAAGGCAAGGAGAAAUCCCAUUGGUCAAAGAGGUUGCUCUCGUGUCAUUAGGCUACAAACACAGCCGCCCUUAUCUGCUGGUGCAUGUUGAUCAAGAGCUGCUCAUCUACGAGGCCUUUCCAUAUGACCAGCAGCAAGCUCAGAGCAACCUGAAAGUGCGCUUUAAGAAGAUGCCUCAUAACAUUAACUUUAGAGAGAAGUCCAAACUUAGGAAGGACAAGAAGCGUGAAGGUCAGGGGGAUGAGUCACUUGGGGUCAGGGGUCGUGUCGCCAGAUUCAGAUACUUUCAGGAUAUCUCAGGAUAUUCAGGGGUGUUCAUUUGUGGACCGUCUCCUCACUGGAUGCUGGUGACCGCUCGUGGGGCGAUGCGACUCCACCCCAUGACAAUAGAUGGUGCUAUUGAGUCCUUCUCGCCCUUUCACAAUGUCAACUGCCCCAAAGGAUUCCUCUACUUCAACAAACGGGGUGAACUGAGGAUCAGUGUGUUACCCACCUAUCUCUCUUACGAUGCACCCUGGCCCGUACGCAAGAUUCCACUCAGGUGUACCAUCCACUAUGUGUCGUACCACGUUGAAUCUAAGGUGUAUGCAGUAUGCAGCAGUGUGAAAGAACAGUGCACACGGAUCCCCAGGAUGACUGGAGAAGAGAAGGAAUUUGAGACCAUUGAAAGAGAUGAGCGGUACAUCCACCCUCAGCAGGACAAGUUCUCUAUUCAGCUCAUUUCUCCAGUCAGCUGGGAGGCCAUCCCAAACACACGCAUUGACCUGGAGGAGUGGGAGCAUGUGACGUGUAUGAAGACCGUGGCUCUGAAGAGUCAGGAGACAGUAUCAGGACUGAAGGGAUAUGUGGCUCUGGGCACCUGCCUCAUGCAGGGAGAGGAGGUCACCUGUAGGGGCAGGAUCUUGAUUCUGGAUGUGAUUGAGGUGGUGCCAGAGCCCGGUCAGCCCCUCACUAAGAAUAAGUUUAAAGUGCUGUAUGAGAAGGAGCAGAAGGGGCCUGUUACAGCUCUCUGUCACUGCAGUGGAUACCUAGUGUCUGCUAUUGGACAGAAGAUCUUUUUAUGGAGUCUGAGGGAUAAUGAUCUGACAGGUAUGGCCUUCAUCGACACUCAGCUCUACAUUCAUCAGAUGCAUAGCAUCAAGAACUUCAUCCUCGCUGCUGAUGUCAUGAAGAGCAUCUCUCUGCUGCGCUACCAGGAAGAGAGCAAGACGCUGUCUCUUGUCAGCAGGGAUGCAAAGCCCCUGGAGGUCUACAGUGUAGAGUUCAUGGUGGACAAUAACCAGCUUGGCUUUCUGGUUUCAGACAGAGACAAAAACCUGAUGGUCUACAUGUAUCUGCCUGAAGCUAAAGAGAGUUUCGGGGGCAUGCGCUUACUGCGAAGAGCAGAUUUUAACGUGGGCGCUCACGUGAACGCCUUCUGGAGGAUGCCAUGCCGCGGCACUCUAGAAACAGCCAGCAAGAAAUCACUCACCUGGGACAACAAACACAUCACCUGGUUCGCUACGCUGGACGGUGGUGUCGGCCUGUUUCUGCCCAUGCAGGAGAAGACCUACCGCAGACUUCUGAUGUUACAGAAUGCCCUCACCACCAUGCUGCCACACCACGCUGGGCUCAACCCAAAGGCCUUCAGAAUGCUGCAUUGUGAUCGGCGGAUGUUACAGAAUGCUGUCAAGAACAUUCUAGAUGGAGAGCUGCUGAAUAAGUAUCUGUACCUCAGCACCAUGGAGCGAAGCGAACUAGCCAAGAAGAUUGGUACAACACCAGACAUUAUCUUGGAGGAUCUUCUGGAGAUCGAGAGAGUAACUGCUCACUUCUGAAGAGCUUCUAUAAAUGUGUUUCUUCAUCUGGAGAUUUCUCAGUUGGCCUACUGUGCAAGCUGUUUUAUAAGUCUUUUUUUUUUUUUUUAUAGAAAAGCAAAGAAUUGCUGUACUGAACUUUUUGUGUUAAGAGGAAGAAAUACAGUAAACAAUACAUGUUUCUUAGAGUAUUUUGUAUGGAAAAAGAUUGUGUGAUGAAAUGACAUUCAGAACAAACAUGCUGAUAUUCUAAAGCACUUUUUGAUUUAAGCGUCGUCAUUACUUACUGUAGAGGGGACAUUCUACAGUGUGGUUUAUUGUACUGAAAUAGUGGCCCUGGAAUACCGAAUAUCAGAGCGUGAUUUAGUUGAGUGCCACUGGUAAUCACAGCCGUGCUGAUAUUCAGUACAAUAGCACGACUAAGUGUGGUAUUGCUGUUUCACAGCAAUUUAAUAUUGACUGACACUUGUACGUUUUUGCUCCACCAAGGAAAAUAGUUUGGUUACAGUGUUACUAACCAUAGAAUUGGAAUUCUGUGUAGUGGAAACAGAUGAGCCAGUGGACAGGAAAUAACUGUUGUAUGAAAGAAAAAAAAAACAGCUUGUCUCUUUAUACAACAGCAUAUUCUAAAACAACAACUGUAAAUUGCGUGACAUUUUUGGCAGUAGAUGGUGUCCAUGAUGACAAGUGAAGUGCGAGAGAACUUUGGUUCUCCUUGGUCAUUGUUUUAGUAUAUUAAAACUAGGGCUGUCGAUUUAAUGCGUUAAUUUAGUGUGAUUAUAUAGAUAUAAAAAUAACGCAUUAAAGAAAAUAAAAACGA
Myxocyprinus asiaticus (Chinese sucker) is the source of this 5317-nucleotide messenger RNA. RefSeq names its product cleavage and polyadenylation specific factor 1 (gene cpsf1). The coding region runs from base 169 to 4518 and encodes 1449 amino acids. Gene Ontology annotation, molecular function: nucleic acid binding; protein binding. The record is from RefSeq and is a predicted model, not a curated record. The transcript is spliced from 38 exons. Gene Ontology annotation, cellular component: mRNA cleavage and polyadenylation specificity factor complex; nucleus. NCBI's taxonomy places the organism in Eukaryota, Metazoa, Chordata, Actinopteri, Cypriniformes, Catostomidae.